CAACGGCUGGCUGACCUACUCUGCGGCGCUGCACCGGCUCCGCGAGUGGGGCUGCGACGCGAAGGUGUUCGACGUGCUCGACGAGAAGAAGCUCUCCAUCCCCGAGAUGGCGAGCCUGGUGGAGCUCAUCCUCGGCCCAAAGGCGGAGGACCUCCCCAACCCGCAGCUCGACUGGGAGGGCUUCCUCAAGGGCCUCGAGGCGGUGCAAGCCUCGCUGCCAAAGGUGUGGGACCCGCUGCGCUCGCGCAAGGUGCCGUGGGUCGACGGCCGCAAGCUCGUCAAGGCGUACAAGAAGGGCGACGGCUGUGCAGUCAUGUGAGCUCGCAAACGUCAUGGGGCGUGGGACGCGCCGGGUGCCCGUCUCGCGCGUGAGGCCGGAAGGUCGGAGGGUGAGGGCCGGCGCCGUCGCACCAAAAGGCAAGGCCUAGGGAUGUUGAGUGGGGGGUGCGUGCACGCCAGGUGAUGUGUGCGCGCUGCAACAGGCAUGUCCAUGUGUCAGAACGGCGAGGAUUGGAGGAAACGAAGAAGUUGGAAGCUGGAUA
This is a messenger RNA of Emiliania huxleyi CCMP1516, 542 nucleotides long. RefSeq lists its product as hypothetical. The transcript has 3 exons. NCBI's taxonomy places the organism in Eukaryota, Haptophyta, Isochrysidales, Noelaerhabdaceae. The record is from RefSeq and is a predicted model, not a curated record. The annotation marks the transcript as partial.